AUUUUAGAAAUGUACUUUUUCUGCGACUUUUUAAUUUUUAGCUGUUUGUUUGUCAGUGGUUUUCAAUUUGGAUAUUAUUGCAAAUACACUUAUAUUUAUCGCAGUUUAUGGCUGAAUUGGUUUGUACUAUUCGGAGUUUUGUUGUGCCUACUUUUAGCGAUGGGAUGGACGCUGCGAAAACAUAAAAAGAGGAAAUAUUUAUUUGAGAAUUUCUAUAUCGUGUUUUAUGGUCUAAUAUGUAGUGUUAUAAGUGCUGUUUUCUUAGUAACUGAAAGUACAGAAAUUUUAUUCUACUUCGUAUUCAUGUCGAUGGUAGUAAUAUAUUUACCCUGCUAUAAUUACAUUUCGUUGCGGUGUGAUUCGCAUGGUUCAAGGCCAGCGCGUAUAGCACUUGGCAAUACUAUAUACUUUGCUGGUCUUACUGCAGGGUUUUCAAUCUUUAAUGAAUUGGAACCGAAACGAUGUGCCUGGGUACUAUUUGGAAUUUCGUUGUCAACUUUAGUUUGCGUCAUUAUCAAUGAAGUCUUACAACAAUAUGGUAUUCAGGAUUAUAAAAGCUCUUGUGAUCUUGUCUUUAAUUUAAUGAAUGAAGAGAAGUUGAUUUAUGCUCCAAGAAAAUCAAUACUGACACUUUUUGUAGGACGAGACGAAUACUGUUUUAAGCGCAACAUUCAGUGGUUGGUAGUGGGUAUGGCAGCUGUUGUUACAAUAGAGAGGUGCUCUUUAUAUUCAAUGACUUAUCUCACUCUCAUGUACCGAUCCACCAUUGGUUAUACACAAAGUAACCAUUUGUACUUGCCUUAUAUGUUAUACGUGAGUGGCUGUGCACUGGGCUCGCUCUUAAUGUUGCGUUAUAAACCCAAAUUGAUUUACCUGAUGUUCGGCUUAAUUAAAAUAACAAUUACAGCAGCUAUAUUGGGUGUAUAUAAUGAUAAUUUUCCAGAGCAUUGCUUCAUACUAUUAUGCUUCUACUACAUCUCUAUGGGAGUAUAUUCCAGCAUUGGAAUACAGAUGUUGUUAGAAUGUUCGCCGUUUCUUUAUACGGAACUUACUUUGGCUGGAUCAUAUACCCUGGAGCUAACAUUAAUGGAAAUUUCUAAGCUCGAGAUCGUGAAUGAGGAUGAAAACGACUGGACGAUGCUCUUAGUUUUAAGUCUAACAAGUAUUUUCCUAACGAUCUGCAGUAUUUGCUUGAUACAACUUUUUUUAGUCGAUUCUGUAGGUCUAGUUGAAAUUCGUAAUCGUCUGUUGGGCAUACACAGAUUACCAAUGAAAUCAUACGAAAAUAAGUUAUAUAAAAAUAACUUUUUCCUACAAAUGGAAAUUCCAUCGAAUGUUUCAAGUGUUGUUAUAGAGAACAAUCGUGAAUUUCAACAGUAUCCAGCAGAAGAUGGCAAAAAUACAAAAUUCUAAUAAAAUAUAUUUUUUAAUGAUAUUGUAUGUAUGUAUGUAUGUAUGUAUGUAUGUCUUAUAUUUAUUUUUUAUAUUUAUUCAUUUAAAGUAAAUCUAGUUAAAAUAAAGUAAAUUCAGAAUGUCUUAAUCUGAAUCUACACCUAGCUGUAAUGUUUGGGGUGGUGAUGGUGGUAACGUUAUUUACAAUUAAUUAUAUACGUUAUAAAUUAUAACUAUCACACCAUAAAAAUUAGUAAAAAAAAUUAGCAAACUGGAAAAUUUUAGAUAGCAAACUGAAAAUUGGUACAGAGCUUCUCCUUUGCAUAAGUAGUAGAAUAGUUGAAAACUCAAUCAGCUAAUUUUGUUUGCAAGUUUAAGCGCCCAAUGGAGAUGGUUUAAACUUUAACAAGAAAUAGAAAAAUGUAGCUGAUGCCAAAAUAUUAAUACAAAUUUUAUUAAAAUAAACAUUAA
Molecule: messenger RNA, 1863 nt
Organism: Lucilia cuprina (Australian sheep blowfly)
Lineage: Eukaryota; Metazoa; Arthropoda; Insecta; Diptera; Calliphoridae
Exons: 3
Coding region: 10-1413 (467 amino acids)
Source: RefSeq, a predicted model, not a curated record